GGGACAACAUGGCGCUGCGAGGGCUGAGCUGCUGUGCCCGGUUUGUACUUCAUCAACAUGAGCGUGCUGUACUCCGCGGGGCAGUGCAGUCGGACUGUUUUAAAGGCAGAGAUGGAGCCAAACGCCAUCUACUGUCAGAGGAUGUGGUGAAGCUCCAAGAUUUUCAGCAGAGGAAACUCGCCGUGGCCCAUCAAGUGUCCGGACCAAAAAGUCAUUAUUUUGACACCCUAAAUCAGAAAAUGGAAAGGAAUGAGCUGAUUCUGAAGGAUGAACUGAAGCUGCUUCUGCAUCUCUGUCAGACUCCUGAGGAUAUGGUUACAGCUAGAAAUGCAAUCUAUAGAUACCAUGAAGAAAAUCGUAAUGUAGCAUUUGGAGAGUUCAGGUUCGGACCUUUGUUCAUGCGGCUCUGCUACGAGCUGGGUCUGGAGGAUGUGGCAGUCUCUACACUAACUGAUCGGACACUAAAAGGAUUCUUUUCAGACGGUACAUCUUUUAACAUCGCCAUAGACAUGCUUUUCACCAAAGAGUGCUAUGAGGGUGCGCUGGAGGUGGUGGGGGAGAUGAAAAGCCAAGGCGUACCUUUCAACAAGGACACCUUCACGCUGGCCUUCGCUACCUGCUACAAACUAAACACCCCUAAGUCAUAUCGUAUCUGCUUGGCCCUGAUGGAAGAAGGCCAGACCAAAGGCCUUCUAAUCCCCAGACAUGCCUAUUGCUGUGCAGUUGCUCUCGCUCUUAAACAAAAUGACACUGAGCAAGCACAUAAUAUCUACUCUCAAAUCAUGAGCACAGACAGCAGACUAUGCCAGAACCUCAGGGUGCUGAUGUUGGUCAAGACAGGAUCAAUUAAGGAUGCAGUCGAAGCUCUCACAACCGCCCUGUUGUCCAAGAGUUCAGUGUUUGUAAGGAAACCAGAAUUCUCCCAGGAAGUGGUUGAUGUGUUAAGAGAGAGAAGUGCAGACGGGCCUUGGGAGCUGCAGGUGGAGCAGGUAGUAAGGCGGCUGCAGCAGGCGGGUCAGGUGACUGCGCAGAGCCUGGACGACUUGCUGUGCCAAACCCCCUCAGGGAAGAGGAGGCCUCUAGGUAUUCUGGAGGAGGGCAGGAAAAGGGGCCACAGCCGAAGGACUAUGAGACCUCUACGGUCCACCCUGCUGUCAGAGUGAAGGAACAAACGCACUGUGAUGGUCAUGGCCACUGCUGAAAUCCACAGUUAUCCAUGCCUGGGCUUAAAGGAAUAGCUUGGCAAAAAAUCAAAUGUACACAAUUUUCCACUUACCCCAGGUGCAGUCGAUCAGCCAAGACAUGUUUGAUGUACCAAAUUAUAUUUAUUUUAAAACUUGAACAAUGAGUCAAAUGUUACUAACAAAUGCUAGUCAAUAGUCACCCAAAACUUUUCUGUAAAUAUAUCCCCAAAACGUCUCUCAACCUGCUUAAAAAAUUAAAGGGGAACUUCAGAAUUUUAACGUAAUUAAAUGCUUAAGAUUUAAACAAAGUCAUUCAG
Molecule: messenger RNA, 1501 nt
Organism: Colossoma macropomum (tambaqui)
Lineage: Eukaryota; Metazoa; Chordata; Actinopteri; Characiformes; Serrasalmidae
Gene: ptcd2
Product: pentatricopeptide repeat domain 2
Exons: 10
Coding region: 9-1163 (384 amino acids)
Biological process (GO): mitochondrion organization; multicellular organism development; regulation of mRNA processing
Cellular component (GO): mitochondrion
Molecular function (GO): protein binding; RNA binding
Source: RefSeq, a predicted model, not a curated record